AUGGAGCGUAUUUACAACGCUAAGAGGUGUUCGGAUGACAACCGGUUAGCAUUUACAAAAUACUUGCUGACUGGUGAAGCUAGCCACUGGUGGACGAGCAUGAAAGCUAUCUUAACGGACGCUCAGAGUCCCAUUACUUGGGCGGUUUUCAGGAACAAGUUCUAUGAGGAAUAUUUCCCAGACAGCGUUCGUUACGCUAAGGAAGUUGAGUUCCUUCAACUGGUGCAAGGAGCAAAAUCUGUGUCAGAAUAUACUAACACGUUCAAACAUUUAUUGAGGUUCAAUACAAUGGCAACCAAUGAGGAGUGGCAGUGUAGGAAGUUUGAGAAUGGGCUGAGGAGUGAUUUGAAGGUACUAAUUUCAAGCCUGUGUAUUCGUUCGUUUCCUGCAAUGGUUGAGAGGGCCAAGGUACUGGAGAAAAAUAUGGCUGAGGUCGAACAACAGAAGAGGCAACAAGCAACCAGAGGACCAAUUCUAUCAAGGACGAAUCUGAAUCGGAAUAGGCCGUCGUACGCUCGUCCAGUACAACCAUUGAACUCGAGUAGAUCGCAAGCUAUGGUGGUUGUCGGACAGUCUGAGCAACAUGAAGCGGUCAGAUGUUUUAGGUGUAGGGGUCCUCACUACAAGUCUUCAUGUCCUCAAUUGGUUGGAGGGAAGUAUUGCAAUCGCUGCAGAAGAAACAGUCACUUGGAGAGCGAGUGCAAUAUGGGAGGUCGAGCGGUACUGAGGCCGCCAAAUGCUGGAAGGGCACAG
Messenger RNA from Vigna umbellata (rice bean), 753 nucleotides. The record is from RefSeq and is a predicted model, not a curated record. NCBI's taxonomy places the organism in Eukaryota, Viridiplantae, Streptophyta, Magnoliopsida, Fabales, Fabaceae.